GAGGGGGCGUUCCAUAAUGGCUGGCUCCACAGGGCCAGUCAAGCGUGGCGUCACCUGCAGCAGCUGCGGACUGCAGCGGGUUCGAAUGCCCACAAGCUGGAGCAUGUAUGAUUGUGGCUUUUACUGCCAGCCCUGUUGGGAGGCAUUCGAAUGCAGCAUCUGUGGCCACAAGGACCCCAAAGGAAAUGAUUUCAAGGGCAACUGGAAUUGCCGAGCCUGCCGCCACAAGAGGUUGGUCAAGGAGAAAAACGUGCCCUCGCACGACACGCUCCAACGGCUGAUCAUCGAAGAAAGCGCAGAGCUCGAAGGCAGCACCCCUGCGCAGCCGAACGCCUUGGACAGAGGCAAGUCCGAUGAGGCUGUCAAGCUGCUGAGCAAGCUGGCAACUGCAGAGGAUGAGAAGGACGCCGAGGCCAGUGACGAAGAAACCUGGGCGGAUGCCGACGUUGUUGGGGAGCUUCCAGCACUUCUGGGCAAAGCCGCCACUGGUGCGACGCAGAAGGCAGACAUUAGCAGGCCCCGGCACAUCGUGCUUGUUCUCGAUGCUUCCGGAAGUAUGCGCCAGCAGGAUGUCGAGGCGGAUGCUGAGACAAGAAGAGAGCUGGGUAACCAAUGUGCAAGCCUCACAAGGCUAGAGGCCGCCGAGCUUUGUGCAGUGAAGUUUGCCCGAGAGCAUGCAAAAGCACGGCCUCAAGAUUUUUUCUCUGCCGUUGCUUUUCAUGAGACGGCCGCAACAAUUUCCAAGAAGCAACUGGCCAACGAGUUUGCUGAAAGCUUUGGACUGGGUGACCGGGCGGCAAAUGGCACCUUCUACCUGCAGGGCCUCAAGGAAGCUUCAACCUUGUUGGAUGAAUUCCCAGACCUUCCUGGGGAGUUGGUGCUGCUCUCUGAUGGCCGGCCUGCAGAUACGAAGGCGGCGCUGAAUUUCUUCCAGGAGACCUUCCUCCAUGGACGGCACUGCAAGUUGCAUGUGCAUGGUAUCGGCUUCGGUACAACUGUGGAAAGCUUUGCACCGCUUCAGCAGCUAGCAUGUCUCAGCGGUGGCACCUUUGCACUUUCGGGCAGCACAGUGCGAGGCUUGUGCCAAGCCUUCUCGUCUGUUUCUUCCACCAUCACAUCUGCCCAAAGCAGCAACUGGAUCAUGGCCGAUGCGGAGGAGAAGCAACCGCAGAAGCAGAAGCCACAGCUCCGGGUUGUCGAUUUCGAGUUGCCAGAGCAGGGGAUCUUUGGCAAGAAGCACGUGAUUCGGCUGCAAGCUGCGCGUACCCACUUCAGCUUUGAUGGGACAACCUUCCGGCACAAGGAGUACGACGCCCGGCCGGUGGUGCGACGCCAACUUCCCUACAUGCGAGGGGGCAUGCGCCUGGUGUACAGUUUCCAAGACGAGUCCGUGUCCAAAGAUGGUAGCUGGAUGGUUGCAAAGUCAUCCCGCUACCUGGAUGCCACCCUGAACUCGAGGAUUGCAGUCGAAGCUCACGCGAAGUCGUCGGCUUUGGCCUCCUACUUUGCAUCCCUCUUCAACGCUAAGCUGCUGGCUUCGGGGGCUACGAAGCCUGCAACGCUGCUCUUUGUGCCCUGCUACCUCUACGAGGCCAAAGGCGACUUGCCGCAAACGGAGCCGCGGUGCUUCGCUGCCGAAAGAUACCUGCCAGGUGUCUUCCUGAAGUACAACUCUAACAACGGCUACGUGGCUGAUGCCCAGCUUCCGCACAACGAUGUGGUGCAGGCGUUCCUGCACUUCACCUUCGAGGAGUCUGGCGGGUGCUUCAUCGUCGCAGACUUGCAGGGCGUGGCACGACAGAGCGAAGUGCUCCUAACGGACCCACAGGUUCUGUCCCUCACCCGUGAGUACGGACCAGGUGACCUUGGUACAGCAGGCUACCUUCGAUGUCUGCACGCCCACCGCUGUAGCUCGGCCUGUAAACGCCUUGGGCUUCAUCCCAUCAAUGCCUCCAAGUUGAGGCAAGUGGGCCGUUCACAGACAGCGGGCUCCACUAACAAUAGCUGGCAGCAUGUGCUCUCCGACAGCAGCUUUUCGGAUUGGGAUCGGGUCAGCGAGCGCGCGGCGGCGGAGUAUGUGCUCGGUGAAGGCCAUCCUCCCACCACUACGAUGUCGGCUUCCUCUUGGGUCCACAUUCUUGACUCCUAG
Symbiodinium pilosum is the source of this 2149-nucleotide messenger RNA. The record is from the annotation of a GenBank genome assembly. NCBI's taxonomy places the organism in Eukaryota, Dinophyceae, Suessiales, Symbiodiniaceae.